This is a messenger RNA of Drosophila willistoni, 3786 nucleotides long. RefSeq names its product maternal effect protein staufen (gene stau). The record is from RefSeq and is a predicted model, not a curated record. Lineage: Eukaryota; Metazoa; Arthropoda; Insecta; Diptera; Drosophilidae.
UAAAUAAAUAAAUAAAGUGUAUUAUUAUUGUUGUUGUUUAUGCCAAGUCGAUGCCGUUAGUAGAGAGGCCAUUGAAGGGUAGAACAAACUAAUACUAAGCUAACAGCGAAAAGAAAGUUCUACCGUUUCGACGUUUUCUCUGGUUGCAAAUCGAUUUGGGGGAUUUGGAUUGAAAGAGAAGAACCUUUAAGCUGCAUUCGUUGCCCCAACAACAACAACAACAAUAACAACACAUUCAUCCAUCAACAUGCAACAUCAUGUCCAUGCCAACGCCGUGAGACGAGCUACACAUCACCAUGGUCAUCAUCAGAAUCUUGGACAUGCCCAUCACAUGGCCAUGCAUCCAAGUUUGGAGCAGCAGCCACCGCCGCCCCAGCCACAACAACCACAGGCGGCACAUGCACGUUUGAAUCAUCAUCAUCAGCAGCAGCAGCAGCAGCAGCAUCAACAGCCUGGAACAGGAGGAACUGCUGUAUAUCAUCAUAAUAACGCCGGCAACAUUAAUGGGAGCAGCAAUAAUAAUAAUAAUAAUAAUAACAACAACAAUUCUAAUAAUAAUCAAAUGCAAAAGAUUCGCCAACAGCAUCAGCAUCUUAAUAACAACAACAACAACAACAACAACAACAUCGGCAACAACAAUAACAGCAACAGCAGUAACGGCCAUUCGGGGAAAUGUCAUAAUCAUCCGCCUCCACCAUUGCCGCAGGCGUACAAUCAACUUACAUACAAUCAAUUGCCACCACCGCCACCGCCAGGAACACAUCCUCAGCAUCCUCACAUGGCCGCUGCUCAUUUAAGUAGCUAUGCCCCACAUCCGCCACCACCAACUCAUUACUAUAUGAGCCAGGCGAAACCUUCCAAGUACAACAAUAAUAACAACAGUAACAAUAAUGCCCACUACAGUGCCAAUACCAACAACAACAACAGCAGCAGCAACAGCAACUCUACAAAUUAUGCCCCUAAAACCAUACUACAGAACACAUAUCGGCAAUCGAAGGUCAAUGGCCAACAAUUGUCAGCACAUUCAGUUCAGGAGGCAAACAGCAACAAUAUUAUCAUUGCCACAGAAGCGGUGGUAGUUGCCGCCGCUGGGGCUGCUGGGGAGGAAACAAUUGAACAGUGUCCAGUUGGGCCGCCGCCGCCGCCGCAGCUGUCAGAACUGCCAGUUGAGAUUCCAAUUGAUGGUGAUAAAUGCAGCAGUAGCAGCAGCCUUAGCACUGAUAUACAACCUCAAAUUGAUUCCACACUGCCUAACGAGGAUCAUGGCGUCUCUGCUUCGGGCCGCAAUGGCAAGGAUAAGACGCCCAUGUGCUUGGUCAAUGAACUGGCCAGAUAUAAUAAGAUCACACAUCAAUAUCGUUUGACCGGAGAACGGGGUCCAGCCCAUUGUAAAACAUUUACCGUCACCCUUAAGCUGGGCGAUGAGGAGUAUUCGGCCGAUGGUUUUAAGAUCAAAAAAGCUCAACAUUUGGCCGCCUCCAAGGCCAUCGAGGAGACCAAAUAUAAACAUCCGCCGCCAAAGAUACGACGCAGCGAAAGUGAGGGCAGCUCAUCGAGAACUCACAUCACGCCAACGGUUGAGCUUAAUGCUCUGGCCAUGAAAUUGGGUCAACGUACUUACUACUUGCUGGAUCCCACGCAAAUACCACCUGCAGAUGCGGCUAUGCAAAUGCCAUUGCCUCCGGAAUACGGUGGCGUUUCAUUAUUGCCCACUCCAGCUGCAGCAGCAGCAGCGGCGGCGGCGGCCGCGGCGGGAUUAACCCAACAGCAGCAGCAACAACAGCCCCAACAACAGCCAAUAUCGAUAGCUCCUCCGCCUCCUGCCUUCAUUAGACGACAAUUUGUUCAGUUGGGUGGGCCGCCAAUGCAUCCGCAUGGCAUCUAUGGGGGCCAUCAACGGACAGGCCAAUACCCAGCGAAAUACCACGCAUCACGAUAUGCCCUACCACCGCCUCCGCCCCAUUUGAUGCACGGUGCAUACGGGGCCCAUCAUACGCCCAUGCCAGUCACGCCCAGUAAGAUCACAUUGUUUGUGGGUAAACAGAAAUUUGUGGGCACUGGACGGACAUUGCAGCAGGCGAAGCAUGAUGCGGCAGCCAGAGCUUUGCAAGUGCUGAAGACUCAGGCGUCGGCAACAGCAACAAGUGCAUCCGAUGAAGCUCUGGAGGAUUCCAUGGAUGAGGGCGACAAGAAAUCACCCAUUUCGCAGGUACAUGAAAUUGGCAUCAAACGCAGCAUGACAGUUCACUUUAAAGUCCUUCGUGAGGAGGGUCCUGCCCAUAUGAAGAACUUCAUCACAGCCUGUAUAGUGGGUUCGAUUGUAACCGAGGGUGAGGGCAAUGGCAAAAAGAUCUCGAAAAAGCGUUCGGCCGAGAAGAUGCUUAUUGAGCUACAUAAAUUGCCACCCUUGACGCCCACCAAACAGACGCCCAUGAAACGCAUAAAGGUGAAAACGCCUGGUAAGAAUUCGUCUUCCUCUGGAACAGCUACGACAGACCCAACAGCCACCCCAUUGCCUGGUAAAUUGGAACGUCGCAAACGCCUCAGUGCGCCCAACAAAGAGAAGCUAUUGGAGCAACUGGAUGAUGCCGAGAAUCCCAUAACAAAACUCAUACAACUCCAGCAGAAUCGCAAAGACAAGGAACCCAUUUUUGAGCUGAUAGCCAAGAAUGGCAAUGAUACAUCAAGGCGAAGGGAAUUUGUGAUGGAAGUCUCUGCCAAUGGCAGCACGGCUCGAGGAACUGGCAAUAGCAAAAAAUUGGCCAAACGAAAUGCAGCUCAGGCCCUUUUGGAAUUGCUAGAAGCAGCAGAGCCGGCGGUUAAUGUCAAAUCCCAAAAUACGAAAGAGACAUCAAUAACGGCAACAGGAGCAACAAAGGAUCUGGUAACAGUUGCUGCAGGAGUGGACGUUCCUAUGGUAUCAACACCUGCAGGUCCAGUGCCUGGUAUUCUCAUCCUAAGGCAAAAUAAGAAGCCAUCGAAAAAGAAAGCCAGCAUGGAGGCCAAAGAAGAUGGAAAGGAAAAAGGAAAAGAAUCUACGACUAAAACGGCACCAGCAGGCAACAACAACAGUAACAGCAGCAGCAACAGUAACAACACCAACAGCAGUAGUAACAGCACUAAUGCAACCGAAACGUCAAGCAGCGAAAGUCUUUUGAAUACAUCAACGGGUAGCAAUACGAGUGGUGUCAGCAGCAACAGCAGUAAUACUGGUACAACAACCAAGAGCACAAGCACAAGCAAUACAACGAGCAACAGCAACAGCAACAGCAGCACCAGCAGCAGCAACAUUGCUGGUGUACACAUGAAAGAGCAACUUUUGUAUCUAAGUAAAUUACUUGAUUUUGAGGUCAACUUCUCCGACUAUCCCAAGGGCAAUCACAAUGAGUUUCUCACAAUAGUCACCCUAUCGACAAAUCCACCACAAAUCUGUCAUGGGGUGGGCAAAAGUUCCGAGGAAUCACAGAAUGAUGCGGCGCGCAGUGCAUUGAAGAUACUCAGUGAGUUGGGGCUCAAUAAUGCAAAGAAAUAAAUCGAAAAUCGGUUGAUAAAUAUAUAUGUAUACACACACACAUCCACGAAAACACACUCAUAUAUACAUCAAACAUGCUUAUGAGAGGAUACAAAACGAGAAACUGCAAUUUUAGUCUUGCACAUAUGCAAAGAAAGAAAAACAGAAAAGAAAACCCGUCCACAAAUCCAAAAAAAAAAAAACAAAAAAAACAAGGAAAUCCAAAAAGAACGCUGUGUGCAAAUCGAAAGUGAAGUAAAUAUAAAAUGUAAAAA